UGGACCCGGCCCUGCUGCCCACGGGAGCGGACGGGGACGGGACGGGUUUUGGGGUCCCCCCGGCUCCGGAGCAGCCGGAGGAUCCCGCCCGCGCGGCCAUUCCCGCAUCCACGGCCGCGGCCCUGUGUCCGACCGCGGCACUGCCGGAAACCAGGCUCCACCUCCGGGAGGAGAAGCAGCCGCCGAGCCUCCUCCCCGGUCCCUGAGGCCCCGGGGGACCCAGCGAGGGCUCCGCGGGGCCGGUAGGCGCCGGAGCCGCCAGCCCCCCCGCAGCGGGCGGCCACCCCCGCGGGAGCGACGCCGCUCCUGGGGACGCGGAGGGAGCCGUGCGCGAGGCCGUAUCGCUGCCCGGGCCCGACACGGCCGCCCCGAGCCCGAGCGGGGAGGGAGCGGGAGGCUGGUCUGGGUGUUUCCCCAGCAAGCUGCACUCGCUGUUGCAAGAAAAUUUCCCCUCCCCACACUCCCGGAGUCAUCAAAAUUGGCAGGGGCACGUGAGCGCGGCAGCCCCGUGAGUCAGGCGCUUGUGCAACGCGUUGCCCGCACGGCGCCGGCCAGGCAGCGUCCCGGGGCAGAGUCCGGGAGCCGCGGACAGACGGACGGACGGACGGGACGAGCUCCUGGCAGGAGAGCCGAACGCGGGGUGGAAACCUCCAGCCUCGCGCUCCCCGGCAAGCGUGAGGCGUGCUGCGCCAGCGCCCGGCGCUUGGCUCCCGUCUCCGGUGACGAUGAAGCCGUUCGUGGCCUAUGAGCAGCUGGACCCGCUGGAGAAGCCGGAGGAGCCGCCAGCGCCCCACCAGCCCGGCCAGUUCAUGCAGAAGUAUUCCCGCUGUGUGCUGCUGGCUGGCAUCCUCGUCACCAUCGUCUCCUGCCUGCUCUUCCUCCACCUCUUCAACGCAUGGUCUGGUUCGGCCCCUCCGGGAGGCAGAGGCGAUGCCCGCGGCGCAGGCGGCCCCUGCAGCGACCCGUGCCGGAUCGUGCUCGUCGAGAGCAUCCCCGAGGGGAUGACGUACGGCGGUAACGGGCCCGUGAACCCAUCUACGUUCGACACGUGGAUGAGCCUCAUCGGGAGCACCGAGCACAGCCUGGACAUCGCAGCCUUCUACUGGACCAUGACCAACGAGGACACGCACACGCAGGAGCCCUCCGCCGCCCAGGGUGAGCAAAUCAUGGAGGAACUGCUGAAGUUACCCCAGAGCGGCAUCUCCGUGAGAGUCGCAGUCAACAUCCCGUCCUCCAAGUCGCCCCUGCACGAUCUCCAGGCGCUGGCGCAGAGCGGGGCUGCGGUGCGGGCGGUCGACAUGCCCCGGCUCACCAGCGGCGUGCUGCACACCAAGCUCUGGGUCGCCGACGGCACCCACCUCUACAUCGGCAGCGCCAACAUGGACUGGCGGUCCCUGACCCAGGUGAAGGAGCUGGGCAUAGCCGUCUACAACUGCAGCUGCCUGGCCCAGGACCUGAGCAAGGUGUUCGAAGCCUACUGGGCGCUGGGUCUUCCCAACGCCUCCAUCCCGGUGCCGUGGCCGGCCAACUACUCCACCGCCUUCAACAUGGAGACGCCGCUGGAGCUGACGCUCAACGAGACGGGAGCCGGCGUCUACUUCUCGAGCGCCCCGCCAGCCCUCUGCGCCCCGGGGCGGACCGAGGACCUCCGCGCCCUCCUCAGCGUCAUCGACGGUGCCGAGGAGUUUGUGCACAUCGCGGUGAUGAGCUACCAGCCCACCAUGGAGUUCUCGCACCCCCAGAGGUUUUGGCCAGUGAUUGAUAACCACCUCCGGAAAGCGGUCUACGAGCGCAAGGUGCAGGUCCGGCUGCUGGUGGGCUGCUGGCGGCACAGCAAGGCCGCGAUGUUCCCCUUCCUCAAGUCCCUGGCCGCCGUCGCCGACAACAAGACACACUACAGCAUGGAGGUGAGACUCUUCGUGGUGCCGGCAAGCGCGGCCCAGGCCAAGAUCCCCUACGCCCGGGUGAACCACAACAAGUACAUGGUCACGGAGAAGGUGGCCUACAUCGGGACAUCCAACUGGUCGGGGGACUACUUUGUCCGGACGGCGGGAUCGGCCCUGGUUGUGAACGAGACGGGGGGCGGCGCCGGCGGGACGGCCACCCUCCGGGGGCAGCUGCAGGCGGUGUUCGAGCGGGACUGGAGCUCCCAGUACAGCGCGGACAUCGGCGACGUGGAGCGGUGGCAGCGCAUGUGCAGCUUCCACUAGGCGCCGGUGCCGUCCCGCGGCCGGGCACGGCCCAGACCCCCGGCUCGUCUUCGGUCUCCACCAGCGCCGCAGAGGCGCCGAGUCCCGGCGGCGUCGGGGAUGCAGGACACUGUGUCCCUUCCCACCGCCGAGCAGGCGAGAGCUGCUUUCCCUCCAUCAAAUACAUCGUUCCCUCUGUUCCGGGACAAACUUUAAUCAUCCACACGCACCGCAGGGGUUUCGCAGCUGGGGGCCGGCCGCUAGCACGGGUCGACGUGCUUUAUCCGUGCAGCGAGCGCUAGUUCUGCAGGGGGGAUUCGAGAGCCGCGUGUGGACGCGCAGACUCACGAGGACCCACCGGGGCGAUGGUUAAAGCCUCGCAGCGGGGUGCUGGCGGCGGAGGUGCCGGUCACAGCUCCACGGGGUCCGGCUGCCCCGUUCUGUGCAGGACGGCGCCACGUGUCACUCUCCGAUUUGGAGCGCUUUCCUUGUGGGUACAGAACAGAUUUUCUGGACGUUUGCAUACGUAGCUCUUAGUUCACGAGUUAGAAUUAAAUGGUGGGUCUCGUAA
This is a messenger RNA of Dromaius novaehollandiae (emu), 2760 nucleotides long. RefSeq names its product phospholipase D family member 3 (gene PLD3). Lineage: Eukaryota; Metazoa; Chordata; Aves; Casuariiformes; Dromaiidae. The record is from RefSeq and is a predicted model, not a curated record. Gene Ontology annotation, molecular function: catalytic activity. The transcript has 12 exons. The coding region runs from base 726 to 2210 and encodes 494 amino acids.